Molecule: messenger RNA, 1452 nt
Organism: Sardina pilchardus (European sardine)
Lineage: Eukaryota; Metazoa; Chordata; Actinopteri; Clupeiformes; Clupeidae
Product: gamma-aminobutyric acid receptor subunit alpha-5-like
Exons: 10
Coding region: 1-1416 (471 amino acids)
Biological process (GO): regulation of postsynaptic membrane potential; synaptic transmission, GABAergic; gamma-aminobutyric acid signaling pathway
Cellular component (GO): GABA-A receptor complex; plasma membrane; postsynapse
Molecular function (GO): inhibitory extracellular ligand-gated monoatomic ion channel activity; GABA-A receptor activity; benzodiazepine receptor activity
Source: RefSeq, a predicted model, not a curated record
AUGGCACGAACCCACUCAGGGCAAGAGAAGGGGAUGGGCUGCGUCCUCACACCGAGCCGCAUCCUGGCGUCUAUGCUGCUGCUGUUCGUCACCUGCCAGACUAGUUUUUCUAAUACUACAGAAGAGCCCCCGAAAGAAGCUGAGGCAAAUGACAACAUAACAAUAUUUACACGAAUAUUAGAUGGACUACUGGAUGGCUAUGACAACAGGCUACGUCCAGGGUUGGGAGAGAAGGUUACAGAAAUAAGAACCGAUAUAUUCGUUACAAGCUUCGGCCCAGUCUCAGAUACUGAAAUGGAGUACACCAUCGACGUGUUUUUCCGGCAGAGCUGGAAGGACGAGCGCCUUCGCUUCAAAGGCCCCAUGGAGAGGCUCCCGCUCAACAACCUGCUGGCCAGCAACAUCUGGACGCCCGACACUUUCUUCCUCAACGGGAAGAAGUCCAUCGCUCACAACAUGACCACCCCCAACAAGCUUCUCCGACUGCAGGAUGAUGGAACGCUGCUGUACACCAUGAGGUUAACCAUAUCAGCUGAGUGUCCCAUGCAGUUGGAGGACUUCCCUAUGGACGCCCACGCCUGCCCCCUGAAAUUUGGAAGCUACGCCUACCCGAUCUCUGAGGUGGUCUACAUCUGGACCAAGGACUCCACCACGUCGGUGGUGGUAGCUGAGGACGGCUCGAGGCUUAACCAGUACCACCUGAUCGGUCAAACCGCUGGCACCGAGAAUAUCUACACCAGCCGAGGUCAGUACACGGUGAUGAUGGCCCACUUCUACCUGAAGAGAAAGAUUGGCUACUUCGUCAUCCAGAUCUAUAUGCCCUGCUUCAUGACGGUCAUCCUGUCACAAGUGUCCUUCUGGCUCAACCGAGAGUCAGUGCCGGCAAGGACCGUCUUUGGUGUGACCACGGUACUGACCAUGACCACGCUCAGCAUCAGCGCCCGCAACUCGCUCCCCAAGGUGGCCUACGCCACCGCCAUGGACUGGUUCAUCGCCGUGUGCUACGCCUUCACCUUCUCGGCGCUCAUCGAGUUCGCCACCGUCAACUACUUCACCAAGAGGAGCUGGGCCUGGGACGGCAAGAAGGCCAUGGAGGCACAGCACCCCAAGAAGCGGGACCGGGACCCCUUAAUGCUGUCCAAGAAGCCCAACAACGUGUGCUCCGCCGGGGUCAACUUCACGCCCAACCUGACCAAAGACGUGGCCAUCUCCACCAUCUCCAACAGCACCACCAUCCAGAUGCGCGCGACCGAGCCGCGCGAGCCGGACCCCAAGAAGACGUACAACAGCGUCAGCAAGAUCGACAAGAUGUCGCGCAUCAUCUUCCCCGUGCUCUUCGGGACCUUCAACCUGGUGUACUGGGCCACCUACCUCAACCGGGAACCAGUCAUCAAAGGGGCCGUGUCGCCCACAUAGAGAAGAACCGCUGCUCUGUCUUGUCAACAUCGACUC